CUUACAUUCACUAUGACACGUUGGUGGUUUCGAUAGCGUGCCAGUGAUUGAUACCCGUUCGUUGAAGUAACAUCAAAUUCAAUACUUUUUUUAUUCAAGCUAAUUUUAAUCUUUCAUCAAACAAUUCAAAAUAAUCGAGGAAAUAAAGUAUAAUUAUCUUCUAUUAAUCUAAUCUAAUAAUUAUUGUUGUCUUUAACGGCUUCAGGUAGUCAUGGCUUGUUGUCCAUCAAUUUCUAUCAUAAAAAUAUUACAAUUUAUAGUUGUAUGUUGUAUUUUUGGUCUCGAUAUCCAUACAAAAAGUUAUUUAGAGCCUAAAAAUGGUAUAAAUGGUACUCUUUUAAAUGAAUUAGUUGAUGAAAUUUCCAAUGACAACAUAACAAUUCCUUAUUUAAAUAUUAAUAUAAAUGCUCAAUCAAUACCAACGGAGUAUAUUUCAACCGGUACAGUUGUCGCAUAUUUGAUUAUUAUAUUCGUAUCAUUUAUCAGCGGCUUAUUCACAGCACCUAUUAGUAGACUCGCUAAUGUCACCUUUUGUAUAAUUGGAGCUUUUCUUUUUGUCGUAUCUGGAUCUCUGCUUAUCAACGAUUUCCGUUCCAUCAGUUUUGAAAGUAUUAAACAGAUAGAUUAUAAAAAAUUAUUAGAAGAUUUACGUAAUUUUAAUCUUGCAAGAGGACCAUUAUGUAUUUUAGCAGCAUGUUUACUUCUCCUUGAUGCUCUUUGCAGUUUUCUACCUUGUUAAUUAUUUUAACUAUUGUUAACUAAUAUUUUUUAAUUUAAGUAAUAAAUAUUUAUUAUUUAA
This is a messenger RNA of Microplitis mediator, 799 nucleotides long. RefSeq lists its product as uncharacterized. The transcript has 4 exons. The record is from RefSeq and is a predicted model, not a curated record. NCBI's taxonomy places the organism in Eukaryota, Metazoa, Arthropoda, Insecta, Hymenoptera, Braconidae. The coding region runs from base 212 to 739 and encodes 175 amino acids.